AUAAUAAAGUCAAAAUACAUAAUUUUCGUUGUCAAACCCUACAUUCCUAAUCCCUCGUUCAGGUGGCUGCCAAACAGAGCACCUCUUCAGCUCUUCUUCUCUUAUUAACUAAAACAAAGCCACUCUUCCUCUUCCUCUUAGAUUAGAUGCCAUCGUUACAAAAUCUCCUCCUCUGCCAUUGAAAGAGAAUCAACAGCCGGUACUUAUUAAGCGAAAAGACAGCAGGUAUGGAAGAAAUGAUGGUGGAGGAGAAACGAGAAGUAGAAGAAGAGGAGGUAAAGGUGGUGGAGGAGGAGGAGGAGGAGGAAAGAAUUCAGAGCUUCAAAGAAUUGGGAGUGUGCUCAGAGCUGGUGGAGGCGUGCGACAAUUUGGGAUGGAAAGCACCCACAAGGAUUCAGAUGGAGGCCAUUCCCCACGCCAUUCAAGGGAGCGACAUCAUUGGACUUGCCCAAACUGGUUCGGGUAAAACCGCUGCCUUUGCUCUGCCAAUUCUCCAAGCUCUUCUUCAAGCUCCCCAACCUUUCUUUGCCUGUGUCCUUUCUCCCACACGAGAGCUGGCUAUUCAAAUUUCUGAACAGUUUGAAGCUUUGGGAUCAGGGAUUGGAGUCAAGUGUGCUGUGCUUGUUGGAGGAGUUGCCCAAACUGACCAGAGCAUUGCCCUUGCUAAGCGCCCCCAUAUUGUUGUGGCAACCCCUGGUCGCCUCAUUGAUCAUCUUUCGAAUACUAAAGGUUUUACGCUGCGUAUGUUGAAGUACUUGGUAUUGGAUGAAGCAGACAGGUUGCUGAAUGAGGAUUUUGAGAAAUCACUAGAUGAGAUAUUGAAUGUUAUUCCUCGUGAAAGGAAGACAUAUUUGUUUUCUGCUACCAUGACAAAGAAGGUCAAGAAGCUCCAGAGGGCAUGUCUGAGGAAUCCUGUGAAGAUAGAAGCUGCAUCUAAGUAUUCCACAGUGGAUACGCUUAAGCAACAGUAUCGCUUUGUUCCUGCAAAGUAUAAGGAAUGCUAUCUUGUUUAUAUUCUAACUGAGAUGUCUGGAAGCACAUCGAUGGUGUUUACACGUACAUGUGAUGCAACUGGUCUUUUGGCUUUGAUGCUGAGGAACCUGGGCUUAAGGGCCAUCCCUAUUAGUGGCCAUAUGACCCAGGCAAAAAGACUCGGAGCCUUGAACAAGUUUAAGGGUGGAGAAUGUAAUAUCCUCAUUUGUACUGAUGUUGCUAGUAGAGGGCUAGAUAUUCCAUCUGUUGAUAUGGUUAUUAAUUAUGAUAUCCCCACAAACUCAAAGGACUAUAUACAUCGGGUUGGAAGAACUGCUCGUGCAGGACGAUCAGGUGUUGCCAUUUCAUUAGUCAAUCAGUAUGAGUUGGAGUGGUAUAUACAAAUAGAGAAGCUCAUUGGGAAGAAGUUACCCGAAUUCCCAGCUCAAGAAGAAGAAGUCUUGCUUCUGUUGGAGCGGGUCACGGAGGCUAAAAGAAUCUCUCAAAUGAAACUCAAAGAAACUGGUGGGAAGAAGAAACGAAGGGGAGGAGAUGACGUCGACGAAGAUGUUGAUAGAUAUUUAGGUUUGAAGAAUGGGAAAGCAAAAAAGUUUAAAAAUCGAUGAUGAUAGAAUGAAUGCAGCAGUAGCUUACAGGGUUUUCAGAUAUUAGCAAUCGGAAAUAUGAAAAGCUUAGGAAGAGAUCAUGAAGGGGGACGAUUUGAAAAUGUAAAAUCAUUUAAGAAGCCUGAGUAAAGAUCCCUACCAAUUUUGUUCCAUUUUAAUCCUAGAUGGGGUACGAUAGAAUUUUAUUUCUUUUUGCUUUUUAAAUAUAAUUGUAUUGUUGCCUAAAGGUUUCUAUAUUAUUGUUUAGAAACUGAUUAUGAAGUGAAAAAUUGUGCAUUUAUGGGC
Messenger RNA from Coffea arabica (coffee), 1883 nucleotides. Its product is annotated as DEAD-box ATP-dependent RNA helicase 10-like. Lineage: Eukaryota; Viridiplantae; Streptophyta; Magnoliopsida; Gentianales; Rubiaceae. Gene Ontology annotation, cellular component: cytosol. Gene Ontology annotation, molecular function: ATP binding; nucleic acid binding; RNA helicase activity. The record is from RefSeq and is a predicted model, not a curated record.